This is a messenger RNA of Polychytrium aggregatum, 875 nucleotides long. Its product is annotated as small GTPase superfamily. Lineage: Eukaryota; Fungi; Chytridiomycota; Chytridiomycetes; Polychytriales. Gene Ontology annotation, molecular function: GTPase activity; GDP binding; GTP binding. The transcript has 5 exons. The record is from RefSeq and is a predicted model, not a curated record. The coding region runs from base 112 to 672 and encodes 186 amino acids. Gene Ontology annotation, cellular component: plasma membrane. Gene Ontology annotation, biological process: Rap protein signal transduction.
CUCUGCACCCUUGCACUCCCGCUCACACCGGCACAUAUCCCAGCCGACCGCUCUUCCCACUGCUCGACUUUAACGCGUUCGCCUGUCUCCGUCGCCGCUCGCUCGCUCGUCAUGAGAGAAUACAAACUGGUCGUCUUGGGCUCCGGCGGUGUUGGAAAGUCGGCAUUGACCGUGCAAUUUGUUCAAUCCAUCUUUGUUGAGAAAUAUGAUCCGACAAUCGAGGAUUCGUACCGAAAGCAAGUCGAAGUGGACGGACAGCAGUGCAUGCUCGAGAUUCUCGACACAGCCGGCACAGAGCAAUUCACGGCGAUGCGCGAUCUCUACAUGAAAAACGGCCAGGGCUUCAUCCUCGUGUACAGCAUCACAUCACAGGCGACCUUCAAUGAUCUCGUUGAACUCCGAGAGCAGAUCCUGCGAGUAAAGGAUACCGAUAAGGUCCCAAUGGCUCUGGUCGGAAACAAGUGCGAUCUUGAAGACGAUCGCGUUGUAAGUAAGCAGCAAGGUGCCACCCUCGCUGCCCAAUGGGGCGGCUGCACGUUCAUGGAGACCAGCGCCCGAAAGAAAAUCAACGUGGACGAAGCCUUCUUUGACUUGGUCAGACAGAUCAACAAAACUAUGCCUGAAAAGAGUACAAAAAAGCCGGAAAAGAAGGGAAAGUGCCACAUUCUGUAAACUACGCGGCAGCCCAAACCCCCGCCACCACCGAUCCAAAUCAUCCCAUCCGGCUCACAAAGCUCCGGCUCCUUCAGCAGCACGCUCUCUUCCUCUGUCCGUCCGCUCCCGGGCCUCACCUUCGUCUCGCGCAGUGGUUCACCUGCCCCCUCCUCCCUUUUGGCUCGAAUCAGAACGAGGUCGUCGUCUACUCGCUUCUCUCC